GCUUCAGCCAAUAAGAGCGCGAAUCUGCUGCUCCAUCCAGGCGCUUGGACUCUCCUCGCGCGACCUGCCGCGGUCACAGGAGGCGCUGAAUGGAUGGGUGGGGCAGUGCGCGCCCAGCUAGAUUUCGGGAGUGGGGGCUUAGAGAGCACUGCGCGUAGAGGCCUGUCAGAGUCUUUCGCAAAGUAGAGCGAGGGCCGAGGUGGGCGCUCCGGACCCUGAGGCGCGCGCAUGUUGUCUGGGUUGUCGUCCCGGUGCGCAUGCGCCCCCACGCGCGCUCCCGCACAGCAGAGGGGGCCCCUGACAGCCCUGCAGAAGAAGCGGCCGUCCUCUCUCUUGGGACAGGGUGGGAGGUGGGACAGACAGGUCGUAGCAAGCCUUCGCGUCGGAUACUUGCCAGAACACGAUUAAUGGAUGCCUGGAAGUUGAUGUACAUAUAUAUGCAGAAAUGUUUUGCCACCUGAGGCCUGUGAAAAAGUUAUGUCUGGAGAAAACAUUUCCACACUGGUUUCUCUACUCUAGAGCUUUAUCAGGAGCUGAAGCAGUCAAUGCCUUGAGGCCUUUCUAUUUUGUAGUACAUCCAGAUUUCUUUGGACAGCACCCCAGAGAAAGGGAAGUCAAUGAAAAUUCUCUGAAGAGAUUGAGUGUCUACUUAGAAAAUCUCCAGAAACCAGGUUUCAAGUCCUUGAAACCAACUCAGCUUACAUUUUAUGUGAGAGAAACCGACCAGAAUUCCUCUGAUGGCCAGGAACCCUUUAGUGCUUCUGGAUUCCGAGCCGUCAAAUUUACUUUGCACACCAGAGAUCUGCUAAGCACAGUAUUAGAUAUUCUCAACUCCUGCAGUUUAUCUACUGAACAUAUCCAAAACUUGAAUACUAAUGUGCAUUCUCAGCCUCUUAAGGAAGCUAAAAAAAUACCUGACAGGCCCAUCAAAUGGGACAAGUCUUAUUACUCCUUUACUGGAUUCAAGGACCCUGAUGAAGACCUUGAACAAGUUUCAAGAAUGGAAACAACCCUAAUAUCCUGGUUAGAUAACAAUGAAAGAAGCGCUGUUAAAAAGCUGAAGAAUAGUUUGCCGCUUAGAAAAGAACUUGAUCGUUUAAAAAAUGAACUGUUACAUCAAUUGCAGCUCUCGGAUAUCAGGUGGCAGAGAAGUUGGGGGAUUGCCCACCGCUGUAGCCAGCUGCAUAGUUUAGGCCGUUUAGCACAGCAGAACUUGGAUAUACUUAAAAAUGCAAAAGGGUGUACAAUAAUAUUUACAGACCGUUCCGGGAUGAGUGCAAUGGGCCAUGUGAUGCUAGGAACAAUGGAUGUCCAUCAUCACUGGACAAAAGGUCUGGAGAGAGCGGCAGUCCCAUCCUUUCUAAUGGCUUACACAGUGGCCCUGCUGUCUCCGAAAACUGGGCUUUUUGAAAGAUUGCCAAGUUAUUUGGACCUACAGAGGAGAUUGAUGCUUUUAGAAGACCAAAUAAGCUAUCUUCUAGGUGGCAUACAAGUUGUUUAUAUAGAAGAAUUACAGCCAGUAUUGACACUUGAAGAAUAUUACUCUCUUCUUGAUGUGUUCUAUAAUAGACUAUUGAAAAGUAGAGUACCUUUUCACCCUCAAAGUCUGCGUGGUUUACAAAUGAUCGUUAACAGUGAUAGAUAUGCUCCAAGUCUACAUGAACUCGGGCAUUUUAACAUCCCCACACUCUGUGACCCAGCCAGCCUCCAAUGGUUUAUUCUCACCAAAGCCCAGCAGGCAAGAGUGAACAUGAAAAGAAAGGAAGAGUUAAAGAUUCUUGAAAAUGAAUUGAUACAGGCUUCAACAAAGAAAUUUUCUCUGGAGAAAUUAUAUAAGGAGCCCGGAGUUUCUAGUUUACAAAUGGUGGCUUGUUGUAAGAGACUUCUAGAACAAUCACUGCCUUAUCUACAAGGGAUGCACCUCUGUGUUUCACAUUUUUACUCUGUUAUGCAAGAUGGAGACCUUUGUAUUCCUUGGAAUUGGAAGAAUGGAGAUGCCAUUAAGUAACAGAAAUCUGUAUUUUUUUAAAAGAGGAACCAAAAAAAUGUUAAAUUAAACUUAUUUAAAUCUAUAAUUUGAUAUAACAGUAUUAUACAUAUUAUAAAGAACAAAGUUUCUAAUUGCUGCUUUAAAAGUAGACUUUUUUAUAAAAUUUAUUUCUACUAGGAAACUUGUUUUAAAAUAGGUUUUUUCCCAAUUUUCUGAUGUUUGUUAUCUGAUUGGCAAGACUAGGUAAAAAGAUGUUAACAUGAACAAAUGUAUUUUUAGUGGUGUGUAAAUGAAGGAUCCUACAAGAUUAAGAGAUAUGUAUUUUUAUAUGAAUGAAUGUUGGUUUGGGGCUGGCCAAGUAUGUGUGUGUAAGUGUAAGCAGGUCUCAUGGUCAGUAUGGCUCUGAAGUAAUGGAACUCAUUUCCUCCUGUAACCUCAACAUGCAACUUUAUGGUUACAUCUCUUGUAUGUACACACACAUAGACACACACUUUACAGCCUGUGAAGGACAGUUGAUGUUCACAAGAGAUGAUUGAUAGGUAGCAAAAAUUAGAUGACCAAAUUUUGCCUAUGAAAAAGAGUAGAAGGAAAAAAAGCAAUUGAACAAAUAUAUGGUAUACAAAAUCAUAAGCAGUCUGAUACCCAUUUAUUAAAACAUCAUCAGUGACAGUGAAUUAAGUUUUAAAUCCAUAUUUUUUCCUACUCAUUAAAAUAAAACUGUUGGUAGCAUGAAACCAACAGAGAGUAAAUGUUUUUGAAACAUUUAAUGAGGUGACUCAUGUACUUCCACGGGCAAACACUAUCCAGGAAAAUCCUUGCCUGUUUCCCAAGUUCCAGAAAGUGUGUGGUCAAGUAUAAAAUGGUUCAGAACACCUCACUCCACCCCAGUCUUCCUAUUCCUACCAAAGUUUGAAACGAUUUCACUUGCUCUGCUUGGUUAAAGCCCCUCUGUGCCCUCUCCUUCAUGACCCUUUGGACUCUCCUGGAGCCAACAACACAGCUCAAGCCCAGUGGGUUUGUGUACAUAGCAGAACCAAGCAGCUUCAUCUCUAGACACAGUACUUCUCUCUCUGAAAGUCUUUUCCCAAGGAUAAUAUUUCUAACCAGAUCCAAAAACCUCUUCAGCUUGCUUCUCAAGAGGAGAAGGUAAAUACUGUUUGGGGACACAGUUUUUAUGGCUCUUAUAGCUGACAAAAUUGGAAAGGAAUUUUUUCCUCAGUGAAUUAGAAAGAAAAGAUGUUAAAAACAGUUUUUGAAGUAUUUUUAAAAUUAAACUUUACCUAAAACACUGAUUAUUUAAGCAGUUUAAAUUCAAUUCAAAAGAAGUGUUGAUUUGUGAUUAUUAUGGCUUGUGCAUAUAAUCUCUUUUUGCCUGUGCCUAACAAAUAUCUAUACUUAAUUUUUAUUUUUAAUGUAACAAAUGUUUGCCUAUGUAGAUUUUCCAGAGCCAAAUAAUGGGAGAGAAAAAUUCCUUAAAUGUUGUCUUAGAAAAUGUGUUGGAAAAUUAGGUUUCAAUUAUGCCGUUUCUAAAAUCAAGUAAUAUAGAAUCCUCAGUAAUAUGUUUUGAAUUGGAUUUUGUCUCAGUACUAAUUGUUAAAUAAUAAAUAAUACCUACAUCAAUUAGAUAGUUGGGUUUUUUUUUUUUUUGUUAUUCAACUACAGGCAUCCCUUGUUUUAUUGUACUUCACAGAUACUGAGUUUUUUACAAAUUGAAGCUCUGUAGCAACCCUGCUUCGAACAAGUCUGUUGACACCAUUUGUCCAGCAGCGUGUGCUCACUUCUUGUCUCUUUCACAUUUUGGUAAUUCUUGCAACAUUUCAAAUUUUUUCAUUAUUUGUAUAUUUUUAUGGUGAUCUGUGAUCAGUGAUCUUUGUAAUUGUUUUGGGGCACCAUGAACAGCACCCAUAUAAGUCAUCAAACUUAAUUAAUAAAUAUUGUGUGUGUUCUUACUGCU
Molecule: messenger RNA, 3944 nt
Organism: Choloepus didactylus (southern two-toed sloth)
Lineage: Eukaryota; Metazoa; Chordata; Mammalia; Pilosa; Megalonychidae
Gene: TCAIM
Product: T cell activation inhibitor, mitochondrial
Exons: 12
Coding region: 446-2008 (520 amino acids)
Cellular component (GO): mitochondrion
Source: RefSeq, a predicted model, not a curated record